Messenger RNA from Culex pipiens pallens (northern house mosquito), 1722 nucleotides. RefSeq names its product putative fatty acyl-CoA reductase CG5065. The record is from RefSeq and is a predicted model, not a curated record. Gene Ontology annotation, cellular component: peroxisome. Gene Ontology annotation, molecular function: alcohol-forming very long-chain fatty acyl-CoA reductase (NADP+) activity. Bases 80 to 1639 code for a protein of 519 amino acids. Gene Ontology annotation, biological process: long-chain fatty-acyl-CoA metabolic process. Lineage: Eukaryota; Metazoa; Arthropoda; Insecta; Diptera; Culicidae. The transcript is spliced from 6 exons.
GCUUCCGUUACUAGUCCGGAAGAUUUGGUCGUUGGAAGAGGAAGGAAGGAAGGAGGUCGUCCUUUUCGGUUGACUCGUAAUGUCCGAGUGCGAAGUGAUGUUGAGUGAUGUGAGUUUGGGGGAGUACAUCUCGGUGCCCAGGUUCUACGCCGGUGCGGACGUGUUCCUGACCGGCGGAACGGGGUUCAUGGGCAAGGUGCUGAUCGAGAAGCUGCUCCGGUCCUGCCCGGAUGUGGGCCGAAUUUUUGUGCUGAUGCGCUCGAAGCGUGGCAAAACGCCCCAAACUCGGGUGCAGGAUCUGACGAAUAAUCCGUUGUUCGAAAAGCUGAAACGCCUCAACCCGUCGGCCCUGUCCAAACUGGUGCCCAUGUACGGUGACUGCAUGCAGCUGCGGCUGGGGAUGUCCCCGGAGGACAUCCAACGGUUGCGGAAUGUGUCGGUGGUGUUUCACCUGGCGGCCAGCGUCCGCUUCGACGAUCCCCUCAAGGACGCCAUCCUGACGAACGUGCUCUCGACGCGCGAGCUGUUCGAGCUGUGCCUGGGGAUGAAGGCGUUGCGGGCCGUCGUGCACGUUUCGACGGCCUACAGCAACCCCGAGCAGACGCAGGUCGAUGAGAGGUUAUAUCCUGCCAAAGCAGAUUGGAGGAAGAUGCUGGAUUGUGCCCUCAAAUUCGACACACAGAUUUUAGAUAUUUUAACAGACAAAGUCACCGACUUUGCCCCAAACACGUACACCUUCAGCAAAGGCCUGGCGGAGCAGGUGUGCCGUGACUACGAAAGCCAGCUACCCCUCGUGAUCUUCCGACCCUCGAUCGUUGUCAACACAAUCGAGGAACCGCUCGUCGGUUGGAUCGACAACCUCAACGGUCCAUCGGGAAUGCUGCUCGGAGCCGGAACCGGCAUCGUUCGGACGGAUCUCAUGCCGACAGGAAACCGUGCCAACACCAUCCCGGCGGACAUUUCCAUCAAGGCGUUACUGUUGGCCGCGUGGCGAAGAGGCACGACGAAACACACCCCAAGCCAGAACCACCUGCCCGUGUACAACAGUGCCGUCGAGCACGAACAUUCGUGGCAGUUCGACAAAAUGAUCGACUGUGGCAAAGCGAACAUGACCAAGCUGUGCUUCAGCCGGCUACUGUGGGUUCCCGGUGGAUCGACAACCACGUGGCGGGUCAAGUACUAUCUGAUGGUUCUGUUGCUGCACAUUCUGCCGGCGAUGCUGGUCGAUACGCUCUGCUGGGUCUGCGGGAAGCGACCCUUCUUGAUGAAAAUACAACGGAAAGUGUUCCUCGCGCAAGCUUCUCUACGAUACUUUGUGUAUCAUCAGUGGAACUUUGAAACCGAACGGUUUCGAUCGCUCCGGAAUGGUCUGCAGGGAGACGAUAUCGCCGCCUUCAGCUGGCACCUAACGGAGGAGCGCAUCGACCAGUUCUACUACGACUGCUGGAUGGGCGUGCGGCGCUACCUUCUGAACGACCCGGACGAAUCGCUGCCCCAGGCGAACCGCAAGAUGCGCCGGCUGAAGCUCGCUGACCGCGUGGUCAAGGCCAUUUUUUACGCCCUACUCGCGUACUGGCUGUGGAAGAGCGCCCUGCUGCAGAGCUUCGAGACGCAGCUGGUGCGGUUGGGCAAUCGAUGACCGUGAGGUAGGGACGGGAUGUUUCUCGGUGUAAAUAAACAUUUAUUCAGGAGGCUCUUUUUUGGAGGGUGUACUAUUUUAAA